Molecule: messenger RNA, 2142 nt
Organism: Sclerotinia borealis F-4128
Lineage: Eukaryota; Fungi; Ascomycota; Leotiomycetes; Helotiales; Sclerotiniaceae
Source: the annotation of a GenBank genome assembly
AUGCCUGAUAAUCCCAUUCACGAUAAGUUUGAUGCGAGACUUCGUUGGUUAGCAGGUGAUAAGAAAGCUUUCGAGGGGGCAAAAGAAAGAGGGAGGGAGGAAGAUGCAGCUAGGAGUAGAUCUCCCCGAUUGUGUUCUCCCAAUCCGCCCUACAUACCAGCUUAUAUUCCACUUAGAAUGAAGGCACACCGAAAGGCUCGAGAAAUGGGACUUGAGAGUGACAGUGAUGACGAAAACUUCAGGACAAAUAAACCAAGAAGAUACCACGAGAAGGGUAAAUAUGAUCCGCCUCCAAACUCGUAUCACUCACCUUUAGAUCUAUCCAGUGCUUUCAACCCUGGUAAAUUUAAUAGGAAUCCCAUGGCUGCUAUGUACAUGGUGCCUAGUUCAACGGGUCCAUCUAGAAGCGGUACAACCAUAAGUUAUGGAGCGACAGAUGGAUACCAGAGAUCGAUAUGGCAGGAUAGAGGGGCACAGGAAUCAGGACAAGGACAACCAUCUUGUCAUAUUUCUCCUCGGGUAACUGGCAGAUCGAGGAAUAGUUCACAGUACCCAAGUUCUUAUUUGGGACGGAGUGGGAAACAAUGGGGCCAACAGACUCCUCUUCCACAUUUAACUCAAGGGAAUUAUGUACUACCGUACAGAACUUUUGGAAUUUUGCAGGUGGGAAGACCAGUAUCUGAUCAAUUUCCUGCUGAAUUACCCACUCCGGUAUAUUCUGUUCAGAAUGGAGCUCUUGUAAAUGCAAGUGCAUAUCAAAGUAACAACAAUCAGCACACAAAUUUACAAGGGUCUUCACAUUUUAAUCGGCCACCAGCAAUACCUCGAACAAGCUUUGAUCCGGUACGAGACGCUGCGGCUCGAAAUACCGCGGCUUCUGGUAGUCACACGGAUUCUGAACCUGAACCUUCACCUGCCGCAAUUUCUAGUGGUCAUGCGGAUCACAGACCACACACUGCAUCUCACGCGGUUCCUGCAAGAAAACCCGUACCAUCUUCUACUUCUACACAACCGUCAGCCAAAGGAAAUCCAAGAGACAAAAUUAACUCCGAAUCUCGCCAUGACCAAGUCGAACAGGUGAGAAUCCGAUGUCAAGAAGAAGAGGAGGCGACCCGAGAACGAAGAGAGAAAAAUCUCAAAAUCAGCCACGAAGGCUAUCAAAAAGCAAAUCGACAACCACCUCCACCAUUACCUCCAAAACUUCCUCUAAGUCCCAUCAAACGCCCACCUCCACCAUCCAGACCCGCCAACUUACCUGCAAGUAUCCCCUCUACCAUACCACUCAUCCCCGCGCCACCCUCCCCAGACUUCAUCCCCAACAAUGCCUGGCCCGGACAUGUCAAUUCUCCGCCCUAUCCGCUCACUCAACCAGCCAGCCACACACGACACCAUGUAGCUUCCAGCUCCCGUGUUAACACUACCGACCCUAAUAAUCCCCCCUCCCCACCCCCACCCUACCCCGUCACCCCCGCCAAUUACCAUUUCAACGCAUACAACAACCAAAACAGCAUUCAAAAACACGCUAUCCAUAAUGCAAUCAAAUAUGAGAUUCUGCAUGGAGAUAAAAGAAUGGGGGGUCCUACUCCCCCUACUUUUCGCAGCAUGUAUCCGGAUGCUAGGGAGUUGGAGGGUGUUAACCCGCAAUUUCCACGGGACGAGACGCCCAGGAUAGGGUUACCGGGGGGGGGAGGGGAAACUGUAAGUGAUGCGAGGUUAGUGGGAUUGAGGCAAGUUGUACUUGAAAGAAACGCAGAGAUAUCAGUCAUAUCUGGCAGAGUAGAAGCGGGUACGUUUAGGGCUGAGAUGAUGGAGAAGAUGAGAGUCGAGCGGGCAGGAGGCGGGGCACUAGGCGCUGAGCGGAUCAGGAUGUCUGGUGACACUAGACGCGAUAUAUUGCGGGAGGAUAUUGGGGAUAGAAGGAGGGAUGUUCCGGAAAUUCGUGUUCAGGGUCCUACGCCAGGUACAAGUUUGCGUCCGGUGACGACGAGAGUCGAUCCGAAUAUGGGGAGGACGAGAGUGUCACGGUCUUUGGAACCUGAGCGGUUGAAGGUGCCGAUGACGGAGCAUGGGAAGGGGUCGAAGAAACAUCAUAAGAAACAUGCUAGUGGUGAUGGGGCUUUGGUUCACAAGAAGAAGAAAUAG